Saccostrea cuccullata (small rock oyster) is the source of this 2312-nucleotide messenger RNA. RefSeq lists its product as uncharacterized. Bases 21 to 2270 code for a protein of 749 amino acids. The transcript is spliced from 8 exons. Lineage: Eukaryota; Metazoa; Mollusca; Bivalvia; Ostreida; Ostreidae. The record is from RefSeq and is a predicted model, not a curated record.
UGCUAGUUGUUUGAAGCAAAAUGGCAGGAAGAAUAAUUAAAAACGUCCCCAAAACAAAUGGAUAUCUCGAGAGAUUAGAUAGUACAGAAGGCUCUAAACUAGAGAUAAAUGAAAACUUCAGACAGGAUCUAGAGGGGGACCCGGGAGGAGAAACAGAGGGGGAGACCGCCGACCCGAUACCGGAGGACGAGGAUGUGCACGCCAAGUUUCAGGACUGGGACUCAGUUCUGGAGGAGAUGGAGGUACACGGAGAGGAGGGUGGCCUACCUGACAAUGAUGGUCCAGGAAUAACCAAAAACGAUGAAAUACUCAGUGUCAGAGAAAUGGAGGAUAAUUCCAAGAAAGAACCAGAAGACGAUAUGACACCGAAGACCAAUAAAGCAGAAGAAAAAGAUCAGCGUAUAAGUACACCCGUUGUUGUAGACAUUUUUGUUACGAAGCACCUUUGUGACGACAUCACUUUAACUCUUCCAUCCAGUCUUGCUGGUAAGCUCCAGCCAUUUCAGGCCGUUCCCUGGACUACAGCACAAAGAUCUGCCAUGUUACAUCAAAUAGAUCUGGAUUUCGUAGAUAGGUUUGAGUCUGACAUCUACUCUCUAGUGCCCACUGAUGUGUUGAUGAAGCUUCAGGAUGUGGACAUGGAGAGCGAAGACAUGAUCUGGAAGGAUUAUGACGUCUUCAAUGUUCCUCAAUCCUAUUUGGAUGAUAUCACGUUUAAAGUUUCUUUGAAUAAUUACAAUCGAGAGUCCUCUUACAAUCUCUGCGCCAAGAUAAAGACAAAGAAAAAGUGGAUUUCAAUCGAUGUAAAAUAUGAUGAGGCUGGGUAUGUCGCUUUCAGUUGCUGCAGUGUAUACUCUGUUUGUAUCAUUGCUUCACCUAAGAUUGAGAGAUGCACCCUAACUCCUGAGGGCUACAGGUUUGUUCCAGAAGAUGAUGCCAGCCUCUACAUUGACUUUCCAGCAGGAACAGUAAAUAAAAACGAAGACAUAAAAGUACAGUUGAUACCUGUAGCAAAAAGAGAUAUGAAAAGGCGUUUAGAUGCACACCCAGAAAUUUACGAUAUUUUAGCAAUGUCCAAAUGUAUACUUGUUGACCACACCGUGGACAGAUUUCAGAAGCAGAUGGAAGUUCAGUUUACCAUGGAUAAUGUCACAUCUGUUGAUCCUGAGGACCCUGACUUCGAGCUUGCUUUCUUCUACUGGGAAAAUGGCAUUGCCAAGAGAGCAACUGGAAAAAAUAUUAAGAGGAAGAAUGGAACUUUUUUAGUAGACGUUGACCAUUUCAGCGGUGUAUCCUGUGCACUCGUCAGAAGGAAUGCCAAAAUGUCCCCGUUGGAACCUUACCUUGUCUACGGAAUGAUCCAUACAUGUACCUUGCUCAUCUUUAUCAAAAGACGGAAAGAAGAUAUGUUAUCUUUAUGGUGCGAAUGUGCCAAACGUGAAAUGGCGAGAACUGUUGCGGAGAAAAGAAUCAAAGACCACGAUUUAGAAGAAAUUGACUGUAGUCAUUCAAAAGAUAUAUUUGUGAGAGAAGGUCAAAGGAUUCGAAUUGAUGUCAAUGGAUCAGUCCAGUUCGUUCGUGAAAUUCCCAAGUCAUUUUAUUUAUUGACUUUCAUUCCUGUAGCAGAAGACAACCAUAUCUAUUUUCCUCUCCAAAAGAAUGUCCGAAUGGGUUCUGUUCCUUACGCUGUUAUCAACUUCUCCGCAGACAACCAAAAGAAGCAGCUUCUUCACAGCGUUCACUUCGAUCCUUGGGUGAAAAGUGCAUCAGCCCUGAAGAAGUAUUACACUGACAUUGCCAUUUAUAAUCGACCAAACACAUCAAGGACAGCCCACACUGAUCCUGGACCAUCCAAAACGCCCAGAAGUCCAAGGAAAGUUCGAUUACAGGUCAACAAUGGGUUAAACACGGCUGCGCAGUGCGUACGAGAUUGGUUUGACAAUGAAAAGAACUUGCUUGUGAUCGCCAAUCAGAUUCCUGUGAACAAGUUGGUGCCAUUUGGAAUCCAUCUCUGUAUUAGAUCGGAGGAUAUCAACAGAUUAAAGAAAGAGUACAAGGAAAAUGACGAGGAACUACAGUUUUUCUUUAUUAAGUUUUGGGCGAGGCGAGUGAAAUCUUACCUGAAACCAGAGGCGAGGCUAGAACAGCUUACAAAGGCCAUGAGUAGUAUUGGUCUGCAGAAACAGGCUGAGAUCGUCAAGAAGGUUUACAAAAAUAAAGAAGAUUUGGAUUGUGAUCAUUUUAAUGACCACAAAGGAAGCGACAAGUAAUACAGGUUUAAUAUAUAACAUGUACACUGAUUUUUAUCAUAU